AUGAUGGUGAAAUAUAACAACUUGGAGUAUCAUAACCUGAGACCACCCUAUCCUCUUCCUCACACCAAUGUAAAAGAUAUAUUUGAAAAAAUUCGUCUCAAAAGUCAAAACCGCCAACCGUUAAAACCUGCAAACAAUUUUUUCAUUUAUCGUAACGCCAUGGUGAUGCAAAACAAAAGGCAACCAGAAAAAAUUGAUAUGCCAAAAUUAUCAACGCUCGCUUCUAAAUUUUGGAAAGAAGAACAGCCGGAAGUCAAGAAAUACUACAAACAGUUAUCAAAUACUAUUUACCAAUCAAUCUCGCCAACCGGAGCAACUUUCAAUGGAUAUUCACAAAUGCAAUCUUAUGAAGAUAUUCAUCUAUAUGGAACGCGCGAUAUUUUCUCGUCAAUGGAACAUCAAAAUUCUUUUCAAUUUUUGGAUCAAACAAAUAAUACAAAUGAAACUUUAAUUUCAUCUAAUUUAGAUGCUCUUAUUGUUUCUAAUAGUUUUUCUUCUAAAAAUAAUUAUUUUUGUAAUUGUGGUUGUCCUUCUUGUAGUAAUAGAAUAGAGUAUUUAGAAAAUUAUGUUAAUGAAUUGCAAGAAAAUUCUGAAUAUAAUAUUCAGUAUAACAAAUAG
Messenger RNA from Ambispora leptoticha, 618 nucleotides. Lineage: Eukaryota; Fungi; Glomeromycota; Glomeromycetes; Archaeosporales; Ambisporaceae. The record is from the annotation of a GenBank genome assembly.